Eremomyces bilateralis CBS 781.70 is the source of this 2225-nucleotide messenger RNA. RefSeq names its product voltage-gated potassium channel. Lineage: Eukaryota; Fungi; Ascomycota; Dothideomycetes; Eremomycetales; Eremomycetaceae. Gene Ontology annotation, biological process: potassium ion transmembrane transport; stabilization of membrane potential. The transcript has 4 exons. Bases 324 to 2225 code for a protein of 633 amino acids. The record is from RefSeq and is a predicted model, not a curated record. Gene Ontology annotation, molecular function: potassium ion leak channel activity. Gene Ontology annotation, cellular component: membrane.
CUGGAGAAUCAGAGGGUGCCAGCGAAUACCGGUCGCAAUUAAUGAGACAUUCGCAUCGAUGUUGGGAUUGAAAGACGCAUGUCGUUGCUCUCUGUCUGUGAUAUUCGAGACCCGACCAGGUGGUUAAGGUUGCAUCACUACGUCAUGGAUUACAGGGAUGCGGCGUCCGAGAGAGCCAACACCUCCAACCUCAUCGUCGCGGAGAUUGUCUGGUAUGGCCUGGAAAUAACGAAAUACCAUUCUACGGUAGAACGUAGAACUUCUAUCCUCUUAAAUUACAACGCCAUGAUCAUUUCCUAUGCACCAGAUGCGCCUCCACAGUCAUGAACGACCCAGGCGUAGAUGAGCCUAUCUCCAAUGCCGCCGACAAUUUGGAGGACGACCCAUAUAUUGCCGAGCAGAAGCAGAAGGAGAAGGAGGAGCAGGACUUUCUGGACCCCAGUCGGUGGUGGUUCGCAUCGACUGCGAUCCCACUCAUUGCCGGCACGUUCGGUCCGAUAGCGAACGCAUUCAGUAUAUGUGCUCUGGUACAGAGCUGGAGGAGCUACAUACCGGAAGGAAAAACAGAGAACUUGGCAGAGCGCAUUGAAGAUCCAAGAUGGCUCAUCGCCAUCAACGCCGUAUCUCUGGCUUUCGCCCUUAUCGCGAACAUCUCCCUUCUCCUCAACAUGGCCCGUCGACUUCCCUUUCCGAUCGCCCAACCCAUCACCAUCAUCGGCUGGAUGAUCUCCGGAGUCCUGCUCAUUGCCCUCGUGGUGGUCGCGAACACCUCCGUGUUCCGGUUUGACCCACCUGAACGACAUUCAUUGACCCAGGCAUACUACUACGCGAUCAUGGCGGCCGGCCAGUACAUGAUCAUCUCCAUGCUGAUGACCCUGACCGUCUUCGGCGCCAUCCGACACCACUACCCGAAAGAGUUCCGCCUGACCAUGAGCCAGCGCACCCUCAUGCUGCAAACCAUCGCGUUCAUGGUGUACCUGCUCGUCGGCGCGCUGAUCUUUUCUAAAAUCGAAGGAUGGCUCUAUCUCGACGCCGUCUACUGGGCCGACUUCACCCUCCUCACCGUCGGCCUCGGCACCGACUUCUCCCCCAAAACCCACGCCGGCCGCUCCAUCCUCUUCCCCUACGCCAUCGGUGGCAUCGUCACUGUCGGCCUCGUCGUCGGCAGCAUCCGCAGCCUGCUCCUCGAGCGCGGCAAGCACAAGAUGCAGGCCCGCAUCACCGAGAAGACGCGCGAGCAAGCCGUCCGCCACGUCGACCGCGGCCGCCGCACCAUCUCCCUCGGCCUCUUCCAAACCUACCACUUUGACCAGGUCGGCCUCACUGAGCUCCAGCGCCGCGAGCAGGAAUUCCACCUCAUGCGGAAGAUCCAACGGUCCGCCCAGCUCCGCCGCCGAUGGAUCGCCCUCGCCUUCUCCAGCGCCGCCGCCCUGCUCCUGUGGUUCGUCGGCGCUGCCGUCUUCCACCAGGCCGAGCACCGCGACCAGGGUUGGACGUACUUCGGCUCCCUAUACUUCGCCUACACCAGCCUCCUGACCAUCGGCUACGGCGACUUCUACCCGGCCUCCAACGCGGGGAAGCCCGUCUUCGUCUUCUGGACUCUGCUCGCCGUCCCCACCCUCACCAUCCUCAUCUCCAACAUGGGCGACACCGUCGUCAAGGGCGUCAGCGACUUCACCAUCUGGCUCGGCGCCAUCACCCUGCGCCUCCUCCUCCGCGACGUCGACGCGUCCCCGCCGCGCCAGUACACCUACCCCGAGUGGACGUACUACCUGCAUCUGCUGGGCCAGCAUGAGUGGGAUCCGACGCAGCAUCGUGCGCCGCCGGUGAGCCCGCUGCCGAGGGAUGUGCCGCAGGUGGGGUUGGCAGGGGGGCGGUUAGCGGGGUUGGGGAGACAAGUGAUAAAGACGGCGCGGGGCAUGGGUCCCCACCACCCCUCAUCACCCCCAACCACGAACGGCAAAGGGGAAGAGGAAGACGAGAGCGCGGACACGGAGCACGAGCGGCUGAAGUGGAGUUGGUUGGGGACGCGGAGCCCGCUGAUGGGGAAUAAGAGCGAGGCGGAGUGGAUUUUGGAGCGGAUGAGUCGGUGUUUGGAGAGAGAAAUGGCGUGGCGGGAUGAUCCGGGGGGGAGGCCGGGGUGGGAGCCGCCGGUGAGUGUGGAGGCGUUGCGGAGGGUGGAGGAGGGGGGGGAUGGGGAUGAUAAGGAGGAUGGGGUGAUGUAG